AUGGUGGUCAAAAGUAAACAGGUGGAUGAUCAUAUCACCGAUCUUGAAGAAGUGUUUUCCACGCUACGAAAAUACAACAUGAAGCUCAACCCAACAAAAUGUGCCUUUGGGGUAGCAUCAGGAAAGUUUCUAGGUUUCAUGAUCACAAAUAGAGGAAUAGAAGCCAACCCUGACAAGAUCCAAGCCCUAAUAUCUAUGGAAGCCCCAAAGAGCAAAAAGGACAUCAAAAAGCUUACAGGUCGGAUAGCAGCAUUGAACAGAUUUGUCUCUCGAGCAGCAGAUAGAUGUUUCCCCUUUUUCAAAGUUCUAAGAGGCCACAAGAAGCCUGGUGAUACUUUGUUCCUUUACUUGGAUGUUUCUCAAAAUGCCGUAAGUGGGGUACUAGUAAUGGAAAAAGGAAGGGUGCAACAACCCAUCUACUAUGUCAGUAAAGUACUUCUUGACACCGAAACUCGGUAUAACCUUGUGGAACAGUUAGCUCUUGCCUUGAUAGUAACUGUUAGAAAGUUGCGACAAUAUUUCCAAUCUCACCCCAUAAUAGUUCUCACCAAUCAACCACUUAAACACAUACUUCAGAGGCCAGAUGUCUCAGGAAGGCUAUUAAAAUGGGCGGUCGAGCUUGGCGAGUUCGACAUAGAAUUCAAGCCUCGACCUUCCAUCAAAGCACAGGCACUGGCCGACUUUAUAGCUGAACUUACUCCAAAGACAGAAAGGCUAGAAGUAAAAAACCCGAGCAUAACCUCAAAAACCUGGGAGAUAUUUGUUGAUGGGGCAUCGAACAGCUCGGGCUUGAGGGCCGGGAUCAUCAUCAUCAGCCCGAACAAGACCACUGAAGUUCAGUGUGCGCUUAGGUUUGAGUUUGAAGCAACCAACAACGAAGCGAAAUAUGAAGUUGUGGUCAUUGCUCUCAAACUUGCCAGGAAUUUGGAAUUAGAGCACAUCAGAGUCUUCAGCGACUCACAGCUCGUUGUUGGACAGAUCGAAAGAUCCUUUGAAAGAAAUGAUGAGCUCAUACUAUCUAAAACAAGAGCAGAUAACUUCAAAGCUGACGCACUAUCCAGACUUGUUUUCAUGAGGAUAGAUGGACUCGACAGAACAGUGCACAUCAAGAUUGUCACAGAGCCUAGCAUAAACAUGAAGCCGAGCGUCAUGGACAUUGACCAUGAGCCCUCCUGGAUUGAUCCAAUAGUUGAGUAUAUAAGUAAUGGAGACCUACCUCGUGACCCUCGCGCCGCAAGAAGUAUUCGAGCCAAAGCUGCUAGGUAUUGCAUUAUCAGAGGGGUGCUGUUUCGACAAAGUCUCACGCUCCCCUAUCUGAGAUGCCUAAAGCCUUCCGAGUCUCUCCAAGCCCUGACUGAGGUUCAUGAGGGAGUAUGCAGAAAUCACCAGGGAGCCAGGGCCCUUGCCUACAAAUUAAUAAGGUAUGGGUACUACUGGCCAACUAUAAAAAAAAUGCAGCUGAAUAUGUCAAAAGAUGCGACAAAUGUCAGAGGUUUGGUAACGCUAUACAUGCCCCUGCAGAAGAGUUGA
This is a messenger RNA of Olea europaea var. sylvestris, 1530 nucleotides long. RefSeq lists its product as uncharacterized. Gene Ontology annotation, molecular function: RNA-DNA hybrid ribonuclease activity; nucleic acid binding. The record is from RefSeq and is a predicted model, not a curated record. The transcript is spliced from 3 exons. The coding region runs from base 1 to 1530 and encodes 509 amino acids. Lineage: Eukaryota; Viridiplantae; Streptophyta; Magnoliopsida; Lamiales; Oleaceae.